Messenger RNA from Liolophura sinensis, 498 nucleotides. RefSeq names its product leucine-rich repeat and immunoglobulin-like domain containing-NOGO receptor-interacting protein 4. Lineage: Eukaryota; Metazoa; Mollusca; Polyplacophora; Chitonida; Chitonidae. The record is from RefSeq and is a predicted model, not a curated record. Bases 1 to 498 code for a protein of 165 amino acids. Gene Ontology annotation, molecular function: protein binding. The transcript has a single exon.
AUGAAUCGUUACUUACCUGUGAUUUUGAUAAUCCUGCUACGGACCACAACGGAUGGAGGUCAUGUUGACCUUAAGAAACACAGACUGCAGACGAUACCGAGCAACAUCUCGGCAUUAACAGAGAGAUUAGAUCUGAGUUGGAAUCUCUUGAGGGCCAUAGCCAAUAAUGAUUCGUUCAUCAACCUGAGCUCUCUGACGUCUUUGGAUCUAUCGUACAACCGAUUAGAAACCCUACAACCAUGGGCUUUCAGAGGAUUGUCAAAGCUCUUGUCUCUCAAUCUAAGCCAUAACAAACUUCGGCUAACCUACGAAGCCUAUCCUCCUAAUGUCUUUCGUACAGUACAGCGGUUAGAGACAUUAAAGAUAAUCUACAAUGCUAACAUGGACAGAAAAGAUCUAUCAAAUGGGUAUCCAGAUCAACUGUUCAGUAACCUAGGAUCUGUGACACUUCUUGCCAUUGAUGGUAUUAACGGACUACCUUUUGGGCAAGGACUUUAA